AUGCAUCUUUCUCAGACUGUUGGGCGCGCAGCUGCGCUCCUGGGCCUCGCCAGGAGACAGUUCCUCGUCGACUCGUCCGCGUUCCAGGAUCCGGAGACCGGCUUGAGCUUCGCCUCGUACACCAGCGACCGCAACAUCACGUACCGCGUCGCCAUCCCUGACCCGAUUCCGACAAACACGACCUUCGACAUGGUGCUGCAGAUCGUGUCGCCAAACGAUGUCGGCUGGGCUGGAUGGGCUUGGGGAGGCCACAUGACAUACAACCCUCUCGCCGUGGCCUGGGCCAACGGGACCAACAAUGUCGUCGUGUCCUCACGCAUCGCCUCUGGCUACUUCAGCCCCCCGGCGGAUCCCGACGCCAAGUACACCAUCUUCAAGACAGGGACGCACCUGAACGCCACCCACUGGCAGGUCACGGCCAAGUGCACCGGCUGCUCGAGGUGGGGCGACGAGGACACCGGCUACACCGACUUCGAUCCAACGAACCAGCCCACCUUGGCCUAUGCCUAUUCCAACACGCCUGUUGACCACCCCGAGGAUGAGGCCUCGACUUUCAGCAUCCAUGACAGCCUGGGACACCCGGUGUAUGACCUGAGCGUGGCCAAGAAUGCCGACUUCGCCGCCAAGCUGGAAAGGCUGUAA
Messenger RNA from Thermothielavioides terrestris NRRL 8126, 642 nucleotides. RefSeq lists its product as uncharacterized. The transcript is spliced from 3 exons. Bases 1 to 642 code for a protein of 213 amino acids. The record is from RefSeq and is a predicted model, not a curated record. NCBI's taxonomy places the organism in Eukaryota, Fungi, Ascomycota, Sordariomycetes, Sordariales, Chaetomiaceae.